This is a messenger RNA of Rubroshorea leprosula, 997 nucleotides long. The record is from the annotation of a GenBank genome assembly. Lineage: Eukaryota; Viridiplantae; Streptophyta; Magnoliopsida; Malvales; Dipterocarpaceae.
AAAUCAAGCCAAUAAAUCUAAAUCACAUGAGGAAAUCAAGGCCGCAAAAAGGGAAAUUUCAGAUAAAGGGAAAUCAACGGGAAAUGCUUGAGCCGCAUGAGAAAAUAGAGGCUUUGGUGAGGGAGGUGAUCACAGCGAUUGCAGGUUACCAGCGACAUCGCGCGCUCAUGGUGGUGGUUACAUACACGGUUGAGUGCUGGAGGAUAGAGAGGACAGGGAGGAAGAGGAAAAAGGAAUCAUUGGCGGGGUACUAGUGACAACAGGCGUUGAUGGAGGUGAUUAUGUGGCUGGAUCAGGUGUUGGUGAGCACUAAGCAGAGAAGGGGAGGAUGCGAUAGAGAUGAAGGAAAGAGGGAGGAAGAGGAAAAUAGGAAUCGUUAGAACUUAUAACCCUAGAUCCAAAAUGGUGAAGAUGAAAAAGAAGCCAAGAUCUACAGCUUCUUUGUAAAAGGGUUUUAAGAGAAGAAUUCUAGGUUGCUGAAGAGACGAGAGGAACAGUACACUUUUUCAGACACAACGAAGAUGAGGGAGUGGAAAAAAGAUGAGAAUAAUUUGGUUCUUUAAAAUGACCCUAGCACACACAACAAGAAAACUGCUCUUUAACGAGAGUACAUACCGUCAUUAAUAGCAAUAAUUCCUGUCGUUAAAAUAGAAAUAACGACCGGCUGUCCCGUCGUGGCCCGUCGUUGUAUGCUUGGUGGUUAAAAGUUUUCAACAACGGGAGCAUUUUGCCCGUUAUUAAAGCUCCAUACCAUCCCGUCAUUAAAAUUUCAUGUCCUUGUCCACAAAAUCAAUUUUUAGUGAAGGUAAUCCCGUCGUUAAAUAUCAGAGAAUUUUUAAAUUAAAAAAAAGUAACCACCCAUCGAUUGUUUCUAACAACAGAGAUUGCCUGUCGUUGAAAGUCAUUAUUAUAUUAACAAAAUAAUUCACUGAGAUUAUUUAGCUGCUGGUGGUCACUAGUUUAAUGAUAAUAUCACAAAUAGAAAUGUCAAAUUGCC